Molecule: messenger RNA, 3322 nt
Organism: Populus trichocarpa (black cottonwood)
Lineage: Eukaryota; Viridiplantae; Streptophyta; Magnoliopsida; Malpighiales; Salicaceae
Product: probable inactive ATP-dependent zinc metalloprotease FTSHI 2, chloroplastic
Exons: 11
Coding region: 247-2919 (890 amino acids)
Biological process (GO): proteolysis
Cellular component (GO): chloroplast thylakoid
Molecular function (GO): metalloendopeptidase activity; ATP-dependent peptidase activity; ATP hydrolysis activity
Source: RefSeq, a predicted model, not a curated record
GCAUGAAAGGAGAAACAAGGCCAGUUCAGAUGAGGUUAGGUCUCUCUAUCUUGUAAAACAGAAACAGAGGCACACCUGAAGACAGCAAAAUCAUCUCUGUUUCGAAUUCAAUUCAAUCAAGCACAACCAUGGCUCAUUGUCUCACAAUCAACAAUGUAAGGUUCCUGUCUAUGCCUCUGUCUCUGUCUCUGUCUCUGUCUCUAUAUUCUUUUAUUUGAGAAAAAAAUUUCAUAAUUUUCAGUUUUGAUGGCCUGUCAUUUCCCUUCGAGCUCUUCACUACACCCCAAAACCACCAUAAAACCCCACCAAAUCCCACUAAGAACCAUCACUUACCCUUCCAUUAGAUGCAAGAAACAAGACCCAAUUCUUGAGAAUGAUAACAAAACUGAAAAUACCAAUAAAAAAACCCAUUUCAGUUUUCUCUCUUUACCCAUAACUCUCACUAUUAUCUCCACCUCUCUCACUCCACACCCUGCCUUUGCUGCCACACCAACACCCAAAACUUACCAUAAAAAGAAAACCUUAAAAAAGACACAACAAGAAGCCUUGACACCGGACCAGCUUAAACAAUGGUCUCAGAAUCUUCCAGUUGUAUCCAAUAGAAUACCAUAUACUCAAGUUUUGAUUUUAAAAGAGAACAACAAGCUUAAGCAUGUAAUUAAAGCGCCUAAUGCCUCUUUAAAACAACGUCCGGAGGCUGUUUUAGUGGUUUUAGAUGAUAAUCAAGUGUUCAGGACUGUCUUGCCCUCGUUAGAGAGUAAUAGGAGGUUUUGGGAUUCAUGGGAUGAGUUCAAGAUUGAUGCUUUAUGUGUGAAUGCAUAUUCCCCUCCGGUUAAGAGACCUGAGCUUCCUAAGCCAUAUUUAGGAUUUUUGUGGAAAGUUCCAGAGUUUAUGCUGUCGAGGUUAAAGCCUAAGAAGGAGUCCAAGAGAGCUAUGGAGUUGAGGAUGGCCAGAGAGGAGUUUAAGAGGCAAAGAAAGGAGGAGCUGAAGAAAAUGAGAGAGGAAAGAGAAAUAAUCGAGAAGGCAAUCAAGAUGCAAAAGAAAGACGAGGACAGGAGGAGAAAGAGGGAGACUAGGACAAAGAAGUAUGAAGAGUCAUUGCGUGAUGCUCGGAAGAAUUAUACAAGAAUGGCAAGUAUGUGGGCAAAUUUAGCACAGGACUCAAAUGUGACAACUUUGUUAGGGUUGGUGUUUUUUGUAAUAUUUUAUCGUACAGUGGUGCUUAGUUAUCGGAAGCAGAAGAAGGACUAUGAUGAUCGGCUCAAGAUUGAGAAGGCAGAUGCUGAAGAGAGAAAGAAGAUGAGGGAGUUAGAGAGGGAGUUGAUGGGUAUUGAAGAAGAGGAAGAAGAUGAGAGCGUGCCUGGGAAAGCGGAGCAGAAUCCAUAUUUGAAGAUGGCUAUGCAGUUCAUGAAGUCAGGAGCACGUGUUAGGCGUGCACAUAAUAAGAGAUUGCCUCAGUACUUGGAAAGGGGUGUGGAUGUGAAGUUCUCUGAUGUUGCAGGACUUGGGAAAAUACGUCUUGAACUCGAGGAGAUUGUGAAAUUUUUUACACAUGGAGAGAUGUACCGCAGGAGAGGAGUGAAGAUCCCAGGUGGCAUACUUCUUUGUGGUCCCCCUGGGGUGGGGAAAACUUUACUGGCAAAAGCUGUGGCCGGUGAGGCAGGUGUAAACUUCUUCUCCAUCUCUGCAUCUCAAUUUGUGGAAAUAUAUGUUGGAGUUGGUGCUUCUCGAGUUCGAGCACUUUAUCAAGAAGCAAAGGAAAACGCUCCAUCUGUUGUUUUCAUUGAUGAACUGGAUGCUGUUGGAAGGGAGCGUGGUUUGAUUAAAGGUUCUGGCGGACAAGAACGUGAUGCCACUCUUAAUCAGCUCCUUGUAUCCUUGGAUGGGUUUGAAGGUAGAGGGGAAGUGAUCACUAUUGCUUCCACAAAUAGACCAGACAUUCUAGACCCAGCACUUGUGAGGCCUGGGCGGUUUGAUCGAAAAAUAUUUAUACCUAAACCUGGCCUCAUAGGCCGCAUGGAAAUUCUGAAGGUUCAUGCUCGUAAGAAACCCAUGGCUGAUGAUGUGGACUAUAUGGCUGUUGCAAGCAUGACAGAUGGAAUGGUUGGUGCAGAGCUCGCCAACAUAAUUGAGGUUGCUGCAAUUAAUAUGAUGCGUGAUGGAAGGACUGAGAUUACAACUGAUGACUUAUUACAAGCUGCACAAAUAGAGGAAAGAGGAAUGCUGGAUAGAAAGGAAAGGAGCCCUGAAACAUGGAAGCAAGUAGCUAUUAAUGAAGCAGCCAUGGCUGUUGUGGCUGUGAACUUUCCUGAUCUCAGAAAUAUCGAGUUUGUAACAAUUGCUCCCAGAGCUGGCAGGGAACUUGGUUAUGUUCGGAUGAAAAUGGAUCAUGUCAAAUUUAAGGAAGGAAUGCUUAGUCGGCAAUCCCUUCUGGACCAUAUCACUGUUCAACUGGCACCACGUGCAGCUGAUGAGCUUUGGUAUGGUGAGGGUCAGUUGAGUACAAUAUGGGCUGAAACAGCAGACAAUGCUAGGUCAGCAGCACGGAGCUAUGUUCUUGGUGGCCUUUCUGAGAAACAUCAUGGUCUAUCCAACUUCUGGGCUGCAGAUCGAAUUAAUGAAAUUGAUUUGGAGGCACUACGGGUUAUGAACUUUUGUUAUGAUGGUGCAAAAGAGAUUCUGCAGCAGAACCGAAAACUGAUGGAUGCUGUUGUUGAUGAACUUGUCCGAAAGAAAAGUUUGACCAAACAAGAAUUUUUUAACUUAGUUGAGUUGCAUGGUGUGAUCAAACCUAUGCCACCAAGUAUACUCUACAUCAGGGUUGCCAAGCGUGCACAGUUUCAAGAAAUGUUGGUGCACCAGAAUGAAACAACUAUAACAAGCAAUGCAAGAGCAACAUGCCAAGAGAGCUCAAUUUAGCAUGGAACUCGAUCUUUGUUUAUGCUGCAACAUUAGCCAAGGAAAUUAGCCAUGGGAAGCAGCUGUUACCUUGAUUGCAUGGUAAAAAUGAACGGCUAGUUGUGAACCGUGCAAAUUAUCACCUUGAUCUAUCACGGAUGAGCUGAUACAAUAGGCACACAGAAGUCCAAGUUACGUGCGGGGAGAAAUUUUGACGGUGCUUCAUCCUUUUACCUUUUUUCUGAACUCCCAUAUAUUCUGCAAUCAUUUUCUGUUUUGCUUCACAUAUUAUGAUUUGUUUUUUGUCGAAUAGGCUUUAGUUAGCUUGUAUUUGCUUCUUACUAACUGGUUGUGCCCUCAAAGGCCAAGCCAUUCCUAUCUCUGUGCUGAGUUUUACUGAAUUGCUAAUGAAAUUUUUUUCUCA